AAUUACUUGAAUGCCUGGCGCUAUGAUAAUGCAGUUCAGGACGAUCUCUGGAAUUACCUAACAUUAGCCGCCAAUAAUAGUCUGAAUGUGAAGAAAGUGAUGGACUCGUGGACACUACAGGCCGGGUAUCCUGUGGUGACACUAACUCGGGAUUACUCGCAACGGAAAGCGUGGUUAACACAGAAGAGAUUCUUACUUUACGUCACCUCUAAUGAGACAAAUGGUAUCGAUUCGUCGAAAUACUGGUGGGAAAUACCAAUUACUUAUACCAGUGAACGGAAUGCCAAUUGGGAUCCAAUUACCAAACUAUGGAUGACUCGAAGUAACGCUUCGGAUGAGUUUAUGAUUAAAGACGAAGACAUUCCUAAUAAUGAUGAGUGGAUUAUAGCUAACCUUCAAGAAGUUGGGUAUUAUAGAGUGAAUUACGACACCAACAACUGGAAGCUUAUAAUCAGACAAUUGGUGUCAAAUCACAAGAAAAUUCAUGUGAUAAAUAGGGCUCAGCUUAUAGACGACGCCCUGGAUAUGUCUCGCGCCCAUCUCCUCGACUAUCACAUCGCUCUCAAUAUAACCCAAUAUCUCGUAAAUGAGAAGCAAUUCAUUGCUUGGGAGGCGGCUCUCAAUGCCUUCUCAUUCUUGGAUCGUAUGCUGAGGAGGAGUUCAGCCUAUGGUCUCUGGAAGAUUACUUGGACUGUGAGCGAAGAUUCUGAGAAUAUUCUGGACAAGUAUUUGCAAAUUAGUAUAAUUGGUUGGACCUGUAAAUACGGACACCACGACUGCGUUCAGCAAUCUUUGAAGCGAUUCCGUGAGUGGCAGACAAGAGUGAAAAACGGCGACCAAACAAAUCCAAUACAUCCAAACUUGCGAAGUAUAGUUUACUGCACUGGUAUUGAGUUUGGUUCUGAACAGGACUGGGAUUUCUUGUGGAAUCAGUAUUUGAAUGCAACGGUUGCGUCUGAAAGAGAAAAACUCUUGCGAUCCCUGGCCUGUAGUCGUGAGCCAUGGCUGUUGUCUCGUUAUAUAACGCGUGCUUUCAACGGGUCGAGUGGUAUUAGGAAACAAGACGGCAGUUAUGUGUUUAGAGCCGUCGCCUCCAUUAAAUCUGUCACCUCUUCGAUGAAUUCUGAAUUUGAAUUGAGACAGCUUCAAGAAUUUUACAACACUGUUAAGACAAACGUGGGAACGGCUCAGAGAUCAUUCAUGCAGGCCAUGGAACAGACCACAGCUAACGUGCAUUGGAUGCAAAGUCAUUACCACGAAAUCGAUAACUGGCUCUCAAACACUAAGCAUUUACUAAUUCGAUAGCAAUUACAUUAGAUUUUCUAAGACUAGUCCGAGUAUUGUUUGCCCAAACAUUUUCUAUGAAACCAUAAUUAUAUUUCACUUUACUUUUAAUUUAAUCAACAAUUCUAUUCAUCGAGUUUUCAUUUAAUUUGUUGUUCAUUUCAUUAAUUAAGACCUCAAUUAUGUGUAAUUAGAUCCUUAUGCGAGAC
This is a messenger RNA of Oppiella nova, 1493 nucleotides long. The record is from the annotation of a GenBank genome assembly. Lineage: Eukaryota; Metazoa; Arthropoda; Arachnida; Sarcoptiformes; Oppiidae.